Eremomyces bilateralis CBS 781.70 is the source of this 876-nucleotide messenger RNA. Its product is annotated as putative alcohol dehydrogenase. Gene Ontology annotation, molecular function: oxidoreductase activity. The transcript has 2 exons. Lineage: Eukaryota; Fungi; Ascomycota; Dothideomycetes; Eremomycetales; Eremomycetaceae. Bases 39 to 815 code for a protein of 258 amino acids. The record is from RefSeq and is a predicted model, not a curated record.
CAAUCGAAGACUCCAGAAACUUGGUCAUCAGCUCUAGAAUGGGCCGCUUGCAAGGAAAGGUUGCCCUCAUUACUGGUGCAGGCUCUGGCUUUGGCGAAGCCAUUGCCAAGUUCUACUCCAGGGAGGGCGCUCAUGUCCUCAUUGCGGACAUUGCCACCGAGAACGGCGAGCGGGUCACAAAUGGAAUCAACUCGGACCGCAGCGGUGAGCAAGGCGAGGCCAUAUUCGUGCAGUUCGACUGCACUAAGAGCGAGGCAUGGAAGGAGGGCCUCAAGAUUGCUCAAGACAAGUUCGGCAAGCUCGAUAUCGUCGUCAAUAACGCCGGCACGACGUACAACAAGAAGCCUAGCACCGAGGUAACGGAGGCGGAGUUUGAUAAGCUGGUCAUGGUCAACACGAAGAGCAUAUAUCACAGCGUCGUCACUGUCAUGCCGUAUUUUGCGGAGCGGAAGCAGGGUGUUUUCCUUAAUACCUCCUCUGUCGCUGGCAUGAAAGUGCGACCGGGACAAGUUUUCUACGGAGGCACUAAGGGCUUCCUCAACACAGUCACUCAAGGAUUGGCCGCCGAAUGGGGUCCGCACGGCGUUCGCGUCAACUCCAUUUGCCCGCUACGAAGCCCCACUGGAUUGCUGGAGAAGUUCUCAGGGGUUCCCGACACGGCAGAGGAGCGCGAGAGGUUCGCGCAGACCGUUCCCUUGAGACGGAUGGGCGAUGCCGAUAGCAUUGCGCAUGCGGCUGUCUAUCUUGCGAGCGACGAGGCCAACUUCGUGUCCGGUGUCAACUUUCCAGUUGACGGAGGAAGAUUGGCAGCUUAAGUCAAUCCAAUUGAUUCAUGGAUUACUGUAAAUAUGUUGAAUCCCGCUUGUUGUAAAGAUA